UUCGGAAACGCUGACGUAUCUAGAGAGAUGGCAGCUGUACUAACAGAAAAGGCAGUAACACCAAAUUUUUUUCAGUGUGUAUUUUUCUUAUUGGUUAACAGUACAUCUAUUCACUGAUUAAGAAUUCUUUCUUUUCAUUCGCAACUCGUUACACCUGUAGUUGUUCCACUGGUCAAUGGAACAUAAAAUUUAGAGAUAUUCUUAAUGUAUAAUAUUAAAUAUGACAAAUAACAAAGUUGGCAAAUUGCGUUACAUUUAUUAUUCGGUUACGUGGCACUAAGUUUGAAACAGAAAAUAAAUCUUGAAGUUCGUCUGAUUAUUCCUGUGUAUUAAAUAUACGAAUAAGUUUCACACCAAGGAGACUUUCAAGUAUUCACUGGAAAAAGUUGCAAUACAUUGUUUAUCCAUCAUGAUAAGACAUGUAAUAAUCUUCUUUCUAAUUUCGAUGAUUGAAAGCGAAGAUUGUGACUUUGGUAUUAAUCAGUUAAAUGAAAUAAGACAAAUUUUCAAUGAUUCGGAACGUCGUAUGGAAGCAGCAACUCGAGGUCAAAGUGGAAGAUCGGCAUUUGUCAUAGGCAAUGGAAGAAAUGGCAAGAGUACACUAAUUAAUUACUUAAUGGGUAAUUUAUUAAAAGCUUACCGCUCUGGUAAAUAUGAGCCCCUGAAAUUAGAACUAGCUAACAGCAAUACCAAAGGACCAGAAAUUGGUGCUGGAUCACUGUCAGUGACUACAAUUCCCAAAAAAUGGAACUCAACAAGGCCACAAUUACAGAAUUUGGACAUCUGGGAUACUGCUGGGUUUACGGACAAUAGAGGUAUAAUGCAAGAUUUAAACAAUUCCUUUCAUCUGUAUCAUUUGACAAGAAAAGUCGAAACUCUGAAAUUUAUUAUAGUUAUCAGUUUUAGUGACAUUAUUAAUGACAAUGUUGAACAGAUGAGAAAACUUUUAAGUACUUUAGAAGAAUAUUUUACUGAUAGUUUUAGAACCUUUUUUCCAAGCAUAUCAGUAAUUAUCUCAAAAGCACCUAAAUCCGAUGAUUUUGAUAAUUUAGUCGAUCAUGAAUACAUAACUGAUAAAUUAUUUAACAGAUUAUUAUCAAAUCCAAAUAUGUCUAUAUCCGAAGUUUCAAAAGACUUUGUACGACAUAUUAUUAUACAUAAAAACCAAAUUUUAGCCUUCUUCAAGAAAGCACAACAAACUGGGAUUGUUACUUCUGAAAUCGAUGUUAAUAUUAUUCCAGCUAUUAAUAACUGCAAGAGAAUAAUCAAGUCAUGUCUCCAAAAUGUAGGUUUAACAAUUUCCCAAGAAUCAGAAUUUUGUCUACGAAAGGCGAAUGAUGAGUUGCUGUCCAUAGAUGCAAUUUUAGAAUUUCAAACUGAACUGUGCAACUCGUUCGAUGAAAAGUUCGCUGCCUCUUGUCAAUCCAAUGAUACUAAUACUUUACAAACCAAUAAAGCCGAUUUGAAUAGAAUCAACGAAAGCUUGAAAACUUCUUUAGACAAUAAUUCUGAUGCAGAGGUUAAAAUUCAAACUCUGGAAAUAAUUAGUGAUAAUUUGAAAAAAUUCAUCACAGCCGAAAAAUUGCUAAAUAAAGUAAGUCUAAUAAAAUUUCUUGAUUCUAUACUUAAAACAAAAGGAAUGAGUUAUAUAGCUACUUCAGUAAAUGGUCUUGUUAAUGCCGUAAAAGCAAAAAUCCGCUCAUUGUUAACAACAUGUUCACAUAAAUUAAAUGAAAUAACAGAGAAUGAACGUAAAAAAAAAGAAGCUGAAGAUGUCGAGAACUCAAAAAGAGUAUUAAACAAUACGGAGAAUGAUGUAUCGAAGCUCGUGAUACGUGAAGAAAGAAAAAGCGGAUGGCGAAUAUUUCUGGAGGGCCUUGCACGCUUUCUUCAAUUAGACGGAAGUGCUAUGACUAUGGGUUAACUUAAACAAAUCGUUCACUCCAAGUGGAAUGUACGUAUGUUUAAAGAACAUUUUAGAAGUUACGUAUCUUCCGCGUUCAGUGAAGAAACCACGUAUCUUUCUGUUCCGUGCAAAAACUACGUAUCUCUGUCAGUCGCUUUAGAAACUUCUAAUAAUAUUCUAAUAUUUUUAAGAAAAAAAAUUUAAUUAUUAUUAAAAAUAUACAUUUUAUUGCAUCAACUUUUGAAAAAAUUAUUACUUCAUAACAAAAUAU
Leptopilina heterotoma is the source of this 2177-nucleotide messenger RNA. RefSeq lists its product as uncharacterized. The record is from RefSeq and is a predicted model, not a curated record. NCBI's taxonomy places the organism in Eukaryota, Metazoa, Arthropoda, Insecta, Hymenoptera, Figitidae. Bases 410 to 1924 code for a protein of 504 amino acids. The transcript has 2 exons.